Molecule: messenger RNA, 2912 nt
Organism: Siniperca chuatsi (mandarin fish)
Lineage: Eukaryota; Metazoa; Chordata; Actinopteri; Centrarchiformes; Sinipercidae
Gene: rsph10b
Product: radial spoke head 10 homolog B
Exons: 18
Coding region: 147-2588 (813 amino acids)
Source: RefSeq, a predicted model, not a curated record
UGUACUGUUAAAUUACUGGUAGUACUAUGUGUUCACUGUAUUAUCCUUUUUGACUGAUACAGGUUGCCGUAGUUGUAAGCGUCCUUUGCCGUUGCCAUGGAGAGGAUCCUCGCUUGCACUAGACAUAGUUACAUAAACGGCGCAAAAUGACACAGGGGGAAGAAAAGAAGACAAGUACGAUAAAAAAUUAUAAACAGGAAAACGAGGAAACGCGCGGAAACGCAGAGCUGCCACAGACAGCGGAAGAAAGAGAAAAAAGAAAGUUAGUGAGCUGCUCUGCUAGUUUAAAGGUGAAUUCAGCGGAUGUGGAACAGAACCAAACCAACCUCCAAGGCCGUCCUGUCAGUGACGAGCAGGCCGAGAGUGAUGACACUUAUGAGCUCCCCACACUGUUUAGCUUAAUUGUACAGAGACAUGAAGGGGAAACCUGUGAAGGCCAGUUUCAUGGAGAAGGAGUUGCUUAUUUUGAAGGAGGACAUAUGUACAAGGGCAUGUUUUCCAAGGGACUUAUGGAUGGACAUGGUGUCUUCACACGGCCAGGCGGACUGAAAUAUGAGGGAGAAUUUGUGUGCAACAUACCCAUGGGCCAGGGCACCUACACCUGGCCGGAUGGCAGCUCCUAUAAGGGGGAAGUGUACAAUGGUAUACGACAUGGGACUGGAACCUACAAAUGUGCAAAAAAUGGUGUGUCAUACAGAGGGCAGUGGGAUCAGGGCAAAAGGCACGGAAAGGGGGCAGUGUAUUAUAACCAGGAUAAGACCUCUUGGUACAAAGGAGAUUGGGUGAAGAACAACAGAGAGGGAUGGGGAGUGAGAUGCUACCCGUCUGGUAACAAAUACUCUGGUGAGUGGAAGAACAAUCUGAGACACGGAGAGGGCACGAUGAGGUGGCUAAAACUGGGACAGCAGUACGUUGGGAUGUGGCAUAAUGGGGUCCAGCAUGGACGAGGCACACACAUCUGGAUCCUGAGGCGAGCGGCUGGAUCCCAGUAUUCUCAGAGCAAUCAGUACACAGGGGAUUUCGUUCAGGGUCAGAGGCACGGACAGGGAGCCUUUUACUACGCUGGUGGUGCGAUCUAUGAAGGCGAAUGGAGGAACAAUAAAAAACAUGGGAAGGGAAAAUUCACUUUUAAGGAUGGACAUGUUUUUGAAGGAGAGUUUGUGGACGAUCAGAUGAUGACACACAACCUGAGUGGAAACAAAGCUCCCACUCCUCUCUGUGGUGCAUUUCCUCCGUCAGGCAGUGAAUCAUUUAUCUUAGGACCAGACAUGGCUCUGACCAUUGAACGUCUUCUGGAUAAAAUCCCUGAGAGAAAUUGUGAGACUGAGCGUAAACAGGUGGAGUUUGUGGUGCUGAGGCAAGGCACAGAGCUGAGGUCUGUCUAUAGUUUCUACAGCAGACUUGGCCAUGCCCCCUCCCCAGAUAACAUCUUCCUGCUGUCCCGUCUGCAGCUCUGGCGCCUCCUCAAAGACUGUAACAUCCACCAUCACGAUAUCACUCUGACACAGAUAGACCAUUUUAUCCGAGAGGAUGCCACUACAGCAGAGAUCCACUCUCCUUUCACUACCAUGCUUCUUCGUAGGUUCCUCAGCUGUCUAGUGCUUGUGGCCUACCACAUCUACCAUAAGGACAUGGUGUCACAAACAAACCUUCUGGCUGCCUGCUUUUCCAAACUGAUGACAGACGACAUCCUUCCCAAUGCUAAGAAUGUAAAAGGCUUCCUGUUUAGGCAGCCAGACUGUGCAGUGGUGACUGUGAACUACUUAAAUAAGUGCUGGGAAGUCUAUCAGGCUUACUGCAAAGUCAAUGCAGCCCCCAGAGAUGACCAGACCAUGACCUGCCGGCACCUGCUGUGGAUGUUCAAGGAUCUCCAUCUGCUGGACAAUAAGCUGACUGCAGCAAGAUUACUGAAGAUCAUCACGGCAGAGAGCCGUGACCCCAGCAGCCUGUCCUCCUGUGUGGAUCUGGAGAUUACGUUCCUGGAGUUUUUUGAGGUACUUCUGGGCUCUGCUGAGGUAAAGUGUCAGCCGGUUUCUGAAGGCCAGGAGGAGGGCCAGUUGCUGUCCAGCCCUGACGCUGAGGCCAGGAGGGAUCUACCUGAGGCGGAAGCCAGCGAGAAAAUCUUGCAGACUACAAACAGCCCUUCCCAGUCGGUCAGAUCCUUUCGCGAUCUCUGCACCCCUUACCCACGCUAUGUGGCAGCUCCAGUGAAUUCCCCCAUCACUCCUGAAAUCUCCAGCCCCAAGUCAGGGGAGACAGGGAAAUCAAGUGACACAGCAGAUUUAUCCACUGCUCAGGAUGUGGAGAGUCAACAAGAUGUGAAGCCUAAUGUCAAUGACAAACCUCAGUCUGCAGAGUACACAGAAGAGCAUAGAGGGGAAGGAAAGGGUGAUCAAACCAGAGGAAUAGAGGCCAAAGACUGCGAACCGGAGCUUUGGAUCCAGACAAUCCAUAAAUUCUUCAACCACUUUUUCUUCCCGGCUUUUGAAUACAACCAGUUAGUGUCCAAAAAUAUGAAGAAAGCGAAGCUCCGCCAGGAGGCUCAGAGAUGCAUCGCUGCAGGGCCACGUAGUACACUUCUCAGCUAAGAUUCAUUUAUUUUUGUUGGGUCAGUUGACAGUAUUAUGUGAUCAAUGUAGUAGUUUAUAUAUGUACUAUAUCAUUGCUCGUGCGAUUUAAUUAAGUACCCCAGUGGUUUUGUUCCCAUCUAAGGACAAGCUUCAUAUUCCUAUGGACCAACUUUCAUAAAAAAAAGUUUAAAAAAUUAAAGAAAUUUGAGAUUUCUUUACUGUAUGCAUUGUGGGUUGACAUGUGACAGCCCAUGUUUGACUAUUGUGGGAGCUGAACAUGAGUUUGACAGACAAGCCAGUUUCAUGAGUUGCUUUAUAUCUGAAUAAACAUAACCAACAUCA